Molecule: messenger RNA, 540 nt
Organism: Eutrema salsugineum
Lineage: Eukaryota; Viridiplantae; Streptophyta; Magnoliopsida; Brassicales; Brassicaceae
Product: probable WRKY transcription factor 43
Exons: 2
Coding region: 45-431 (128 amino acids)
Biological process (GO): regulation of DNA-templated transcription
Molecular function (GO): DNA-binding transcription factor activity; sequence-specific DNA binding
Source: RefSeq, a predicted model, not a curated record
UCUUGAGAAUACAUCACAUUCAGUUGGUUCGUCGCACCUCUUCAAUGCACGGCUACGAUUCGUCUCAUGCUUUGAAUCAUGCGAACAACCGAAAUGGACUGUUAACACCAAACGAGAAGGCUAUGAAAAAAUCGCGGUUUGCUUUUCGCACAAAGAGUGAUAAAGAUAUACUCGAUGAUGGUUAUAGAUGGAGAAAGUAUGGUCAGAAAUCUGUCAAGAACAGCUUGUAUCCCAGAUACAUCAAAAGGAGCUAUUAUCGAUGCACACAACACAUGUGUAACGUGAAGAAGCAAGUUCAGAGGUUGUCCAAGGAAAGGAGCAUUGUGGAGACAACUUACGAAGGAAUCCAUAACCAUCCUUGUGAGGAGAUUAUGCAAACCUUAACUCCUCUUCUUCACCAGAUGAAGUUCCUCUCUAACUUCACCUCCUGAUGAUUAAAAUAAUUAAUUAAUAUGCUUAUAGUAUAGUUUAGGUGUGUUUAUAAUGAUAUGUAUCAGCAGCGAUUCGACGGUUCACCGAUUCGUAUUAUUGUUUAAAGUA